This is a messenger RNA of Diplodia corticola, 960 nucleotides long. Its product is annotated as lipase class 3. Bases 1 to 960 code for a protein of 319 amino acids. The transcript has 4 exons. The record is from RefSeq and is a predicted model, not a curated record. Gene Ontology annotation, biological process: lipid catabolic process. NCBI's taxonomy places the organism in Eukaryota, Fungi, Ascomycota, Dothideomycetes, Botryosphaeriales, Botryosphaeriaceae.
AUGCUGUCUUUCUUCACCCGUCUCGCUGCCGCCGGCCUUUGUGCCGCCUCCCUGGCGAACGCUGCGCCUGCUCCUGCUGAGCAGUCCCGGAUCGAGCGGAGAGACAUCUCGCAAGACCUGUUUGACACGUUCAAGCUGAUGAGCCAAUACGCUGCUGCGGCUUAUUGCCCGGACAACAACGACACCCCAAACACCAAGUUGACCUGCGAUACCGGCAACUGCCCGCUCGUCGAUGCCGCCAACGCAACCACUGUCAGCGAGUUUGAGAACUCCCUCAUCACUGACGUAACCGGUUACGUGGCCAUCGACACGACCAACUCGCUCAUCGUCGUCUCCUUCCGCGGCUCGGGCUCGGUGCGCAACUACCUGACCGACUUCAACUUCCCCUUGGUCGACGCGUCGGAGCUGUGCGCCGGCUGCCUGGCCUUCAACGGCUUCUGGACGUCGUGGAAGGAGGCGCGCACGGGCGUGCUGGCGGCGGUCAAGUCGGCGGCGGCGGCGCACCCGUCGUUCCAGAUCGUCAGCGUGGGCCACAGCCUGGGCGGCGCCGUGGCCGUCUUCGCCGCGGCGGAGCUGCGCAACGCGAACCGCAGCGUCUCGCUGUACACGUUCGGGCAGCCGCGCAUCGGCCCCGAGAAGGUCAGCGACUACAUCACGGCCCAGGGCGACAACUACCGCCUCACGCACAAGAAGGACCCCGUCCCCAAGCUGCCCCCCGUCCUGCUCGGCUACGUGCACGUCAGCCCCGAGUACUACCUCACCGGCGCCAACGACGAGGAGGUCGUCAUCGACGGCGUCGAGGGCCCGCUCGAGGGCAGCGUCAAUUUCAUGGGCAACACGGGCACCUUGGACGUCGACUUUGAUGCCCACGGCUGGUAUUUUGGGAACAUUUCGGUGUGCAGGCCGGAUGUUUUUGAGUUUAGGAAGAGGGAUGUUUUCAGGGUGCCUUUGAGGAUUUGA